AUGUUCGCCUUCGCCAGCCUCCUCGCACUCCUCGCCGCAUCGGUGUCGGCCAUGCCGAACCUGAGCGUCCGCCAGAGCGGGGCAUCGUGCACGGGCCUCGCGGACGGCUCCACCGACUCUCCGUCGUACAACUUCACCCUCGCGGCGUACAACACGUCGUCGCCCAACAGCAACAGCACCGGCGCCCCGCUCGUCCUCGGUUGGGACCCGCCGGGACGAGCCCCGCGGCCAGCGAACGUACGCGGCAUGGCACUCGAACGAGUGGCCGUACUUCACUCUCUCGGGUGGUGCGCUCUACCCCAUCCCCGGCCCGACGAGGACGGCCUGGGCGCGUACGACUUCACGGUCGCGUCCGGUGCGGAAGUAGCCUUCUUCGUCACCGAGCACGAGUCGGAUCCGGAGCCUGCUCUCAUCUACUGCGCCGCUGCGGACAAUGAGUCAGACUACGCGAAACUCGCGGUGAACAACGACGCAGACAGUCUGUCGCUGUGCGAGGCGACAUCCUCGUGGGGCAACAUCGUCCUCGUGUACGAAGCUAGCACGAACAACAGCAAUUACGACUAUAGCACUUGUUACCCCGUCCAGGUCAACAUCAUUCCGUAUGAAGCGUGA
Fomitopsis serialis is the source of this 612-nucleotide messenger RNA. RefSeq lists its product as uncharacterized. Bases 1 to 612 code for a protein of 203 amino acids. The record is from RefSeq and is a predicted model, not a curated record. Lineage: Eukaryota; Fungi; Basidiomycota; Agaricomycetes; Polyporales; Fomitopsidaceae. The transcript has 3 exons.